UAAAUUGGGCGCCUCAAGCUAGCCACUUCUCUCUCUCUCUCUCUCUCUCUCUCUCUCUCUCUCUCUCUCUCCAAGUACGAACCUACUGCCCUUCACACGUAGUGUGUGUGCUAGUCGUGUGUCGCGCACACCCACAUCCUUCCAGACCCAAAAAUUCCAAUCGAUCAACCAACGUUCUCCUCCGCCUAACCAGUUCGAUCGAUCGAUGGAGGGGAGCAGCAAUAGCCCCGACAGGCAGUCGUCGGGCGGCAGCCCGGAGGAGCGCGGCAGCGGGGGGCGGGGCACCGGGGAGCCGGUGCGGUCGCGGUGGACGCCGAAGCCGGAGCAGAUACUGAUCCUCGAGUCCAUCUUCAACAGCGGCAUGGUCAACCCGCCCAAGGACGAGACCGUCCGCAUCCGCAAGCUGCUCGAGCGCUUCGGCGCCGUCGGCGACGCCAACGUCUUCUACUGGUUCCAGAACCGCCGCUCCCGCUCGCGGCGUCGCCAGCGCCAGAUGCAGGCCGCGGCCACGGCCGCGGCGGCAGCCGCCUCCUCCGCGGCCCAGAGCUCUCCGGUGGCUAGCCCCAUCGUCGGCCUUCCCUCCGGCGCCGUACAAUACCCCUUGGCCAUGGGUGGGAGCGCCAGCAUCUGCCAGUACGAGCAGCAGGCGAGCUCCUCCUCGUCGUCGGGAAGCACGGGUGGCGGCUCGUCGCUGGGGCUGUUCGCGCUCGGCCCGGGGGUGCCCGGCACCGGAGCUGGGUACUUGCAGGCGUCGUGCGGCGCUUCGUCGCCGCUGGCGUCCGGGCUGAUGGGCGACGUGGACAGCGGCGGCGGUGGCAACGACGAUCUCUUCGCCAUCUCGCGGCAGAUGGGGUUCGCGGAGAGCCCGGUCGCCUCGUCCUCCGUGGCGCCGAGCCCCGCCGGGCACCAGCAUCAACAGUAUUACUCAUGCCAAUCACCUGCAGCGACGAUCACGGUGUUCAUCAACGGAGUGCCAAAGGAGGUUCCCCGGGGUCCAAUAGACUUGCGAGCCAUGUUCGGCCAGGACGUGAUGCUCGUCCACUCCACGGGGGCCCUCCUCCCCGUCAACGACUAUGGAAUUCUAACGCAGAGCUUGCAGAUGGGCGAAAGCUAUUUCUUGGUGGCAAGGCCGACUUAAAACUGCCCCCAUGUCGUAGCUGAUAGGUUUGUGGAACAGUCUCUCUACUCAAUAUUCAUGGGAUCGGAUGGGAUGCAGUUCUUAAUCAGUCAGGACGGGACUUUUGCAAUCCAUAUCGUCCAUCGAGAAGAGAAGCUGCUAGCUAGUACCAAGAAACACAUAUAUAUGUAUAUUGCACCUCAAGAAAUCCUUAGAACGAACAUAUGAAGAAUUAAAAGCGUGGGCGGUACAUUGAUUUUCUCAAUUGGAUUAUGAAUUACAAAAUGAAUGUGCAUGAUGCAUGCAUGAAUCUCCUAGGCAGAAGAGCUAUAUCUAUGUAUUCUUUUUAGCCGGACUUUGUACUGGUUUACAAUUUAUAAUUGCGAUGUAAUGCUACUACAUAUGUCGGCUGGACGCGCUUGGAAUGUCUGUCCUUAAUGUAAGGCUAAAUGGAGGUCUAAAAUAUGGUCUUAUUUGUACUA
Molecule: messenger RNA, 1599 nt
Organism: Panicum virgatum (switchgrass)
Lineage: Eukaryota; Viridiplantae; Streptophyta; Magnoliopsida; Poales; Poaceae
Product: WUSCHEL-related homeobox 6-like
Exons: 3
Coding region: 206-1138 (310 amino acids)
Biological process (GO): adventitious root development
Molecular function (GO): DNA-binding transcription factor activity; DNA binding
Source: RefSeq, a predicted model, not a curated record